CAGCCCGGGACCAAGGUUUAUCCGAAAAUGGAUCCGAAAUUCGGGUUGAAUUCGAAUUCGGGAUCGGGUUCAGGGCCGGGGUAUGGGAGUGCUAAGGUGAUGAGGGAGUGUGGGAAUUCGGUGAGGCCUGGAUUGGGGAAGAGGGAGAGGGAGGGGAGAGAGAGGGAGAGAGACCCUGUGGCCGAGAUGGUUUCGGCGAUCAAGGUUUUGGGAGAUGGGUUUGUGAGGAUGGAACAGAUGAAGAUGGAGAUGGCGAGGGAGAUCGAGACGAUGCGGAUGGAGAUGGAGAUGAAGCGGACCGAGAUGAUUUUGGACUCGCAGCAGAGGAUUGUGGAGGCUUUUGCCAAGGCAGUUUCGGAGAAGAAGAAGAAGGCCAAACGAAUGCCCUCUCCGGAGGCAUAGCUGGGCUUGCAGUGGUUGAGUUUUCGCAAAUUCUGAAGGACGAAUGAUCUUCCUGUUCAUAGCAGCCAAAUGCGUUUGCAUCUUAGGGACUAAGAUUGUGAGUUUAUUAGUUGUAAGUUCUGUGUUUAACUUUCGCUUUCGAGCCACUUUUUACAAUUAUUUUCCUUUUAAGUGAUGAGGAGAAUGUGAAACUUGAUCACUUUAGCUUGGUUCUGGUCCUUUGUAGCGAUUGUAGCUUAAUCUUUGUAGUUUGUAGUUCGUGUAGUGGAGGAAAACUAUGUAGAAUAGUUGUUGUCUCUCUGUUUAUCUCUUGGUUUAAUGCAUAGAAACUCUAGCUGUUAAAAUCUUACUCUUUUCUUUU
Messenger RNA from Prunus avium (sweet cherry), 763 nucleotides. RefSeq names its product Alcohol dehydrogenase transcription factor Myb/SANT-like family protein. The record is from RefSeq and is a predicted model, not a curated record. NCBI's taxonomy places the organism in Eukaryota, Viridiplantae, Streptophyta, Magnoliopsida, Rosales, Rosaceae.